GAAAAUUUACAAAAUGGCUUCGGAAGUGAAGCAGAAGCCAAAAGGCAUUUUAAAAGCCUCUUCCAGCUUUGACAAACCAGAUCAUCAACAUCCUCAUUCAAAAGAAAUGAAAUGGGAUGAAAUGAACAUAUUGGCUACCCAUCACCCUGCAGAUAAGGACUAUGGUCACAUGAAAAUAGAUGAGCCAAAGACCCCAUACAGUAAAUUAUCAGACGCAGAAGACGAUGAAGAAGGUGGUAGACGUCACAGUGUAUCUGAAGAACCAGGGGUUGAUCCCAAGUCAAUAGCAUCUAGGUUACAGACAGUAGAAGAUAGAAACAAAUUACAUGCUAAAGUGUCUGAAGAGGAAUCCUCCUCAGAGGAAGAGGAAGACGAGAUGGAAACAGAGGAAAUGCGAGCACAACGCAGAGUAUUUGAACAAAAAAGAAAGCUGCAUUAUAAUGAAUUCCAAGCGGUUAAAUUAGCAAAACAGUUGAUGGAGGAAGAAGAGGAGAUAGAUGAAGAAGAUGAAAAUGAUGAGGAGGAAGUUCAAGAUUCUGAUAAAAAAAAAGAUAGCAUUCAAGAGCAGGAUAAAACAGUUGAUAAAGUUCAAAAUCAGGAUAAAACUCAGGCCGACUCAUCAGCAAAAAAUACAUGAUUUGUGUAUGUGUUAAAUAGAUGUAGAAUUUUCAAAUUGAUUCAUUGAAGUUCCUGUCAGUGAAAAGAAAAUAUUAUGAUGAUUUACCAAUUUGCUGUUUAGGAAAAUUGGGCAAUUUUUUAACUUUUAAGGUCUGAACCCAAAACAUAUAUAAAGCUGUUAAUUCCUUUCAGGAAUUUGUGUUGUUGUAGGGUGUUGUUAUGUGUUUGAACACAAGGGCCAUAAUUAUAUCUAAGGGGCUUUGUUGCAAUAAGAUGGGCCAUAAAACCUGAUGUUUUCUAUGUCCUAUUUGCUUCAAUAUCAUAUUUCUUUACUUCCAUCAGUUAACAUUAAUUGAUUGAUACAAUUUGUUUGAAAUUAUGAUUAUAUAUCGGUAAAUAUUUUUUAUGAGAACUGGGUAUUUAUAGAAUUUAUUAUCAGUUUAUUCGAUGAUUUUCUUGAUUCUUAGAGAAAAAUUUGAUAAAAUUUGGCAUAUAUGGAAAGAUUUUAUUGAUAUGAAUGUCAUAAAAUAAAAUUGCUACAAUGAUAUUUUUGGGAAUAAGAAUUCAUUUCUUUCCACAUCCAAGGGUAAAUUUCUUUUAUUUAGAGUGAUUAUAAACUAUAUUGCAGGUAUUUAAAUUCACUCCGCUUCAAAUCAAAACUACUAUUGACCUAGUCAGAAGUGAUCAGAUGUAUAUUUUGUAUUUUUGCUUAUAUUAAUUUAAAACAAAAAAAAUCAAUUGUGUUUAUUGAUACACUGUAACUUUUAAUUGGAAUGAACAUACUAACAUCAAGUGUCCAUGAUAAUUCAUAUAUACUGGGUAAAUUUGGGAUUUUUGAAGGAAGUGUCUAAUCUAAACCUGCCUUUAUAAAUAGUUUUAUAUAAUAUACUACUUUGGUUUAACAAAAUCAGUGAGCUGUGAUUCUAUAUUGCUACAUUCCUGGUUUAUAUUAGGCCAAAUGAAAAAAAGUUAUGGUUCAAGUUUCCAGACCAACCAUUAAAUUUUGACCCUUACAAUAGAUUUUUUUGUUGAGCUAGUGAAUAUCAAGUAUGACUAUUUAUAAAAAUGUUUGCAUCUAAUCAUACUGAAGGUAGAAGUAUUAAUGAGCCUUUGUCCCACCUAGAUCUUAUUUUACAAAGUAAUGCAAAUUUUGAAAUACCUUUUUUUUUAAUAAAGGGCCAGUGAAUAUAAAAGCACUUCAAAAUAUAAUUUGAAAUGAAAGUAACACAUAAAUUGUCUCCAUUUUCUUCCUCCUGUUAGGGAGACACAUAAUCUUGUGAGCAGUGUAUUAAAGUUGACAUGCUUUGAUCAGUUCAUCUUACAUGAAAAACAAAAUGAUUUUUUGCUUUAAAGGGCAGCAAUACAUGGUCAUGAAGUUCAAAUUCUCCAAGAAUGAUUUGAAAAGAAAAUAAUAUUUUUCAUUGUUACCCUUGUAGUUUUGAUAAUAAAACAAAGAAAUUGGGAAAAUGAAGUUUUUGAAAAUGUUGAAGAACCUAGUCAAAUUUGAAAAUUGCAGAUAACAAAAGCGACUGAAAGCAAGUAUUGUGAACAACAGGGUGACUAAAUAUCGCUUUUGAUGGUUGGGCAAAGCGAAGUGACGGACGGGAAAGCGGCUUUGUCGCCCCAGUCACCAGCUAGCGUGAGCCCUGAGAACCUAUCUAAUUUAAACUGCUCUACAAAGAACUCUAAAUAAAUACACAAAUAUAUAUACAAGUUUAAAAAUGUGGCAUAUGACCUUUAGAUUUUCAAUGUCUUCUUAGUAUGCUCUGAAUAAGAUUACAUAGAACUAAAAUAAAAAAAUCUUAAACUUCUGAUACAAUUUGAAAUAACAUAUAACCAGGACUUACAAUAUUAUUUUGAUUUGCCUGUUGAUAUUUUACAACUGGUACAUUGAAGUGGACAUAGAAAGUAUAGGGUUAUACAAUUUUAUAAGUGCUAGAUUCUUUAUAUACUUUAUAUACAUGUAAAUAGGUUUUAUUGCAAGGUCAGCAUAAGGUCAAUACCACAAAAUUCUGCCAUGAGUAUUUUUAUACUUUUUCUUUAAUAGGUGAAUUAUAAUUACGGCAAGGACAUAUACUAGUUAUGUUAGUUACAUCCUUGUGAGGUAACAAAGAUAUGUUGUCUAUAUUUUUUUUCAUAUUUCCAUUCUUUCAUUACCUUUUAUCAGAUAACAAUGUUUCCUUAUAACCAAUGGAAGUGUUUAUAACAAAACCUGCAUUGACGUUUUUGAUUGGACAGUGGUUUUUGACCUUGAGUUAUCUAUGCAUGUCAUCCAUAUAUAUUUGUAGUCAUGUUCCCUUUAAAGAUACUAUUGUAUUUUGUUGUCAUCCAUAAUCAUGAAACCAUAUCAGGGAGUCUUCCUUCUGUUAUCAUUGUUAGAUGUAUCCAACUGUUGCUUUCAGUCUAUUUUAAUAACCGCUUGUACAAUGUACAAACUCUUUAUUGUUUAUUUUAUCAAAUAUACAAUUCCUAUCAGACAUUAAUUUUUGGAGCUUAUUUAAUUUUACAAAGUGUAGAUGAAGUUACAGUUAAGAUGCACAUAAACAUUAAACAUUUUUGUUCAGAUGAAUGAGAUGCAGAAAUUAAAACUUGUAUUCAACUAAUUGUAAUAGUUGGGGAUCUUUUCUGAAUGUGAAUGGGGGUUUACAGAAUAAAGAAUAAUGGGCAAAAUAUAUAAAGAAUAGAGAAUAAUGAGGUGCUAAAAUAUAAAGAAUAGAGAAUAAUGGGCAAAAAGUUUAAAGAAUAGAGAAAAAUGGCCUAAAGCAUUAAAGAAUACAGAAAUGAAGGACCCCAUCCAGACCCUCGUAGUUUUUCAGAUCAUAUUAAUUUUUUUCUCAUUACAUACCAAAGUAAUGCAUCUACUUUUAUUCAAUAACUUUAUGAUGACAUUUUAUAUAGUUAAUUAUUUGGAUCCUGUUAUAUUGACAUGAAUCAAAUGAAUUUGUUAAAGAUUCUAUCACUGCAUAGAGAAGAUAUAUAAUUUUUUUUUUUAACUUUAGACACUUAAAUAACUAUGAAACUUGCCAAACUAUUGAAAUAUUUAAAAAUUUGACUGUUGAGAGUGAAAAAAAUUGUAUAGCAAUUAGAUACAGUAUAAAAAUCUGUUUCUUUAAUGAAUUUAGACAGGAUGUAUGAUUUCUUUGAGGACCAGUAAAACACACAUUGAUUUAAAAAGAAAAUAAACAAGCAGUCACUGGCUAAGUAUUUAAAAAUUAUUCUUAUCAUUGUCAAUCUACAAAUGAUGUUUGAAUAUGUCUUAGAUAUUUCAUAUUAUGUGUUCAUUUUUAAAUUAGAAAAAUUCUUUAUGAAUUAAAAUUGUGUAAAACAUGUAUUUAUUUAGUUGCAUUAAAUGAUGAUGUAUCAGACAUUGGAUUAAAAUGGCUGUCAGAUUAUUAAAAAGGGAUAAAAGUUAAAGGAAAACAAAUUUUAUAGCAAUUAUACCAAUUUAAUUCUUCUACAUCAUUUGUAAUCCCAAAAUACUAUUUUCCCAGAUUGACAGUUUAGUUUUUAAAACAAAGAAAUAAUUAUUUUUCAUAGUUUAACAUUAAUAAUUUUACAGAAAUUUUUCAGUACUUGUAGUUUUGUUUACAUGUACAUCUUAGAGGAGAAGCAAUAAAAUUGUGUGUGUAACUCUGUUGUACUUUUUAACAUAAAUUAUGUGGAUUUUUUUCCUUCAUCGUCCUGUAUUAACUUCAUAUUAUUAUCUUUUUUUUUUAAAGAUAUUUUAGAAAACAUUUAUUUUGUUGUAAAACAACAAUAAUAUCAGCAUAUUUUUACAAUGGUAUGUUUUUUGUUUGCUUGUAUUUCAUUCCAGUCGUUUUGUUUGUUAUGUUUUUAAAAUUCUGCUGUUAAGGUGUGCUGUAUUGACAGAGAUCAAAGUGCUAUGUUUUUUAUUUACAUAUCUCAUGUGAUAGAAGACAAAAAUACUGUUUAAAGAAAUGGAGAAUAUGCAAGGAUAUUUUCGUGUUUUUCUUUGUAAUACCUAGUAUACAUUUAAAUUCAUGAUCUUUCGUAAAAACAAUAUCAUUUCACAAAUUUACUAUUAAAUUGACUUUAUGAUGUAUUUUUAAGUUUCAUGUAUAUUCUGAGACAGGGAAAACAGACUUUAUAUAACAGAUAGCUAAUUUGGAUGUUAGAAAAGAAAUCUAUUACACACAUUUGUUUAAAAAAUUUGGUAUAUAUAGAUCAAAUGAGGAAGUAAAAUUAAAAAACAUAGUAUCACUUCCAAUAUAGAAGUAUUUCAUCAUGUGUUAAGAUAUGUAACAAUUUUUAAGAAAAUCUAGUCUACUAACAAAAAAACUUUUACUUGGCAAAAUCUGUUAUAUUUAUUGGUAUAACCCCAAAUGUUGACAAAAAUACUUUCAAUCGACCAAGAAAGAAUCCUGAAAUUGAAUUGAGCAAAGUUAUAUAUCUACAAUAUGUAAGAAAUAUGUAUAAACUGAAAUGUAAGUUCAAUCUUUGCUGGUAUUAUCUGAUGAAGGAUUUCAAAAUAAAUAUAAUUCAAGGCACCAGAUUAUAUAGCUGUAUUAUACAAUUAUUGUUUAUGAUACCAAUAGAUCCCUUCAUGUUACUCUGCAUAUUUAUUUUAAUUCAUUACAGAAUUUAAAUAUUUAUUGUAUAGAUACUUACUUUACUGCAAAAACUUUCUUUUAAGUUUUUUGUCUGCAUUUAUUUCAUAUUUUCCCAUUAGUAUGAUAGAUUAUAACUGCUUGUUGUUGCUAUGGUAAUUGUUCUCAUGUAGUAAGUCUUCAUUAUGCAUAAUAAUUAAAAAGUUUUGCAGCA
This is a messenger RNA of Mytilus californianus (California mussel), 5400 nucleotides long. RefSeq names its product protein phosphatase inhibitor 2-like. Gene Ontology annotation, molecular function: protein phosphatase inhibitor activity. The record is from RefSeq and is a predicted model, not a curated record. The coding region runs from base 14 to 637 and encodes 207 amino acids. Lineage: Eukaryota; Metazoa; Mollusca; Bivalvia; Mytilida; Mytilidae. The transcript is spliced from 4 exons. Gene Ontology annotation, biological process: regulation of signal transduction.